ACGAUGUGGCUGGUAGACUCGAUCAGUGAGAGGCAUUCAGGGAAAUCCACAUGAUGGUAGCAGCUGCUAAAAUGCGUGUCCCCUCCCUAACGUGACCCUCGUUUAGAUUAGGCUUAAAGGAGACGCAACAAAGCGCACAAAAUGGUUGUGCGCAAGGUUCGGGCGAAUAUGUAGGUUUACUAUAGCUUUAAGAACGCGAAAAUAGUGUCUGCUUCUUUAAAAUUAUAUCGGUUUAUUGAUGAAUAGAUAAUUAAGAAAAGUUUUCAAUUUCCAAUUACUAAAUAUAUGCAUUUAAUUUGCGACCAACUCGGUGCACUGAGAGAAAAUGUGCCACUGUUGGAUAAAGGCCGCUUGCAACCAAAACGUCUUUACACCAAAUGUGGGCCGUUUUUCUAUUAUUUACAAGUAAACCCGAUUGACUGUAAGCGGAAUUUGCGGUAGACAGAAGUGUCUUCACGGUGAUGGAACCGGCCGGCGAUCGAACCGGGGAUGUAAAUAAAGGUGAACAGCCGGCGGAGGACAAGGCCGCAGAUCAGACCCCGGCCACCAGUACGACUGUCACACCGAGGAGGGGGCUCAGAGAUCGAGGAGCGGGCCGCCCGAGGUCCGGCGUCUCCUCCUCAUCAACGGGAGUCAACGGUGCUGCGUCUAGCCCGCAGAGCUCGGGACGGGUGUUGAGGGACAGGUCAACGAGAGCAAUACCGGCCUGGUUGAAGGACAGCAAGAGCGACGACGAAGACGAGCCGAGCCCGGACGCCGGCGCGACCAAGCGGAGGAAAGUUUCAAACUUCAGACGGAAGAAAAUGACAGAACCUGCGGGUUGGACAGAGCCUGGGGGAGGUGUCGCAGGUGACAGCCUUCAAGGCACAGACUCCGAGGACGGCAAGAAUCCUUCAACAGAUGCUCAAGCUCUCCCCUCCAGACGCCCCCCAGCCCAGACUCGUGCCAAGCCCCCGUCUGGCAGAGCAAACCGCAGCUCUGCCAAGCCUGUGUGUAAAACUGAACCUGGACUGGAGAAUCCAGCUGCUGUGGAGGAAGAGGUAAACGAUAAAGAGAAGCAUGAAAUGGAAAACAAAGAGGAGGAAACUGAGGAUGUUGCAGAGCCAGUCUUGGAUGAUGAAGACCCUCCAUUUCAGGAUGAUGUUAAUGAGCUCAACUAUCAGCCUCUGAGUCAAAGCGGUGCAGAGGAAGAGGAGGGCCUCAGUAGUGAUGAAGAUGUUCCUUUUAGAGACGACUUAAAUGACCAGAGCUACGACCCUAAGGCGGAAAGGUUUGUGGAUGUACCUAAAGCAAAACGCAGAGCUCCUCCUAGACUGAAGGAAAAGAAAGAAAAAGAGAAGGAACCCAAAAAAGAGAAAGAAGUGGCCGAGAUAAAAAUAGAAGGUUCUGACAAUUUGGAAAGUGUCGAAGAUGAAGCAAAGUUAGAAGAAGAAACUGUGGAGGACCCAGACGGACCCAGGAAGAGAGGCAGACGGAAAAAGGAUGACAAAACCCCACGGCUACCAAAGAGGAGAAAGAAGCCCCCAGUGCAGUAUGUGCGCUGUGAAAUGGAAGGAUGUGGGACAGUCCUGGCUCAUCCUCGCUACCUACAGCACCAUAUAAAGUAUCAGCACUUACUCAAGAAGAAAUAUGUGUGUCCUCACCCGUCUUGUGGACGCCUUUUCCGCCUUCAGAAGCAGCUGCUGCGUCAUGCAAAGCACCACACAGACCAGAGAGACUACAUCUGUGAGUUCUGUGCUCGUGCCUUCAAGAGCUCCCACAACCUGGCUGUCCACCGCAUGAUCCACACAGGAGAGAAACCCCUACAAUGUGAGAUCUGUGGGUUUACCUGUCGCCAGAAGGCAUCUCUCAACUGGCACAUGAAGAAGCACGAUGCUGAUGCCACCUAUCAGUUCUCCUGCUCCAUCUGUGGAAAGAAGUUUGAGAAGAAGGACUGUGUGGUGGCACACAAGGCCAAGAGCCACCCAGAGGUGCUAAUUGCUGAGGCGCUGGCAGCAAAUGCCGGAGCACUCAUCACAACCCCCGCCUCCCUGCUGGAGCUGCCAGGAAACCCAAGGCACGCAGAGGUCACCAGCUUGGAUGUGAGCCAAGUGGGGAAAGACGGGCAAGUGGUACAGCUGAGCCAUGAAGGGCAAGUUGGGCAGCAGGUGGGUCAUGUGACCCAACAAGUGAGUCACCAAGUGGUUUUACUGGGACAAGACCAGAGCCUCCAUACCAUGCAGGUGCCAGUGACGAUUGCCCUGUCCCCCGCCAACCCCUCUUCCCCAGCUGACAACCAGCAGCAGACUCACCUCCAGCUGCAGAUGCCCGUCCAGUUUGUGCAGGCUGCUCAGCAGUCACAAAUCCAACAACUGACCCUCCAACCCCAGCUCCAGCCUCUGCAGUCAUAUCCGUCCCAGCAACAGGGCCAGGGGCAAACACAAAUCCUACAAAUGACCUUCCAGCCGGUCAGCCAAUCUCAAACCCACAUCCAGCAGAUCCCCAUUCUAGCGACUUCUCAACUUCACGCCCUGCAGACAUCUGCCCCGAGCCCCCAUCUCCUGUCCCAUACCCACCCCCAUUCCCAGGAUCCAACCUCCACCAACGGGGGCAGUUUUAUUCUGGACAAUACAGGGCUCACUUCCUCCUCACAUUCAGCUAACUCCCUCCAGCAGACUGCGGCUGCAGCGGAGGACGGUGUGAUCUGGGAGCAGACGGGACAAGGAGACAGCACUGAGCGACAUGUACAGCAGGCACUGAUGUAAAAAAAAAAAAAAAAAGAUUAUCGAGCACACUAAUGAGGAAAUCAUCAGUGACCUGUACUGCAACAUUUGAAGUAAAUGUAGGAUCACCAAUAUAAUAUGUACUGUUCACUUAUAGUCAUAUUUGGUAGAUUUUUAGAAUAUCUGUAUCAGGGAAAGAUAUAUAUAUAUAUGUCUUUAUGUGUAAGUUGUUGCCUUUGUAUAUAGGUCCUGUAAACUUCAACUAGCCUUUUAUGUGAGAGUGUGUGUAUUGAUGCUGAGGUCAAAUUGCAAAUCACUUGCUAAUAUGCAAUAACAUAGCAUACCUCUUAGUAAUAUUUAGCACAUCAAAUGCCAGAUGUGUGGUGAGUUCCUACUGGAAUAAAUCAAAAAUAGUUUGAUCACCAAACACAUGUUUGAAAGGUAUAAAUGUCCUCAGCAUGUGUGAGGUGAGUAGAAUCUGUGAUCACUGAAAUAAAAAACAAAACAGCCAUUCAUUUAUUGUUCAGAUCUACUGUACGUUUUCUUGAUAAGAGGAAAAAAACAAACCCAGAGAACCCUGAAAGACGGAAGACUCAAAGACCAGGAAAGGUGUAGAUGGAAUAAAAAUGUGCAUAUUUUAGAUUUUAACAGUGUCACUAAAGAUUUGUAAUAUUUGUGCAGCUCUUUGUUGAGCCUUGCUUGACUUUGAAGGACUAAUGACCCAUGUAAUGUGCAGAACAGUAUAAAAAAAUAUAUACCCAAACUGAAUUAGACAACUCGUAACUGUCUAUGACAACUGAAAUGUUAUAAAAUUUGCAUAAAGUGAGGCAAUGUACUUGAACAUUUGAAUACUAAAUCAACCACUCUCAUCUGCCAUAAAGGAUGUGUGGCA
Molecule: messenger RNA, 3594 nt
Organism: Solea solea (common sole)
Lineage: Eukaryota; Metazoa; Chordata; Actinopteri; Pleuronectiformes; Soleidae
Gene: zfp91
Product: ZFP91 zinc finger protein, atypical E3 ubiquitin ligase
Exons: 12
Coding region: 462-2744 (760 amino acids)
Biological process (GO): regulation of transcription by RNA polymerase II
Cellular component (GO): nucleus
Molecular function (GO): transcription coregulator activity
Source: RefSeq, a predicted model, not a curated record